AUGGAAGAGUACGGGCAGGUCCUUGACUCAUUCAUCCACAACAUUGGCUUCGCCAGUGACGAGGGCCAGCUUCGGACGCUUGGCGAUGUCAUCGAGGCGACUACCGAGCGGCACCCGGGUAGCGUCCUCCAUGUUCUAGACCUGCUGAAGGGCCAUUCUCCGUCGAACUACGCUGGGAGGGCGGCGGAAUGGGCCGCAAAGGCGGUGGACUUUGUGGCAUCCCCAAGGCUGUUAGACUCCCUUUCUGGGACUCGAUCCUUUCCCUCCGUGAGCGAGUUGGUGAGGGACCGCGAGGCGCUCGACCUGAUCAGCCACCUGUUGGCGUCCCGUGGCCAGGAAUCUCUGGAGGCUCUGCGGCGCAGCAACCCGCUGCUCGCUGACAAGGCGGAGGACUUCGGCAAGUCGGGGUAUCUCCUCCUGGAGAAGGACAGCGUGUCCUUCACCAGCGGGUUGCACCUGGAAUUCUUCCGCUACAACCUGGCCAGGAGGGUGUGGGGCACCCCCAAGGACAUGCCGGGGUCACUCGAGGCGUUUCUGGAGGAGGCUCUGUCCAAGAUGCAGGCGCCUACGCUACAAAACAGCCUGAACCUGAGCACGAGGGGCGGUGUAGUGGGGGGUGUGCUCGAGUCGCAUUUCCAAUUUGAGCUGUACUCGGCGGUCACGAGUCUGUUACCAGAGGGGGUCUACUUCUCCCCGACAGUCGGCAAGAUCUAUGGGUUGGAGGCUUACGUGGAUUUCGUGUUGCACGGGACGGGGAUGAAAUGGGCAUUUGAGCUGCUGAUUGACGGGAGGGACCUGACAGAGCAUCUAAAAAGAUUUCUGCCAAACGGGCGAUAUCAUCCCAUGAUCCAGGGCAAUCAGAUCGACGCAUGGGUUGUGGUGGACUUGCGCAACCACAAGACCGGGAAGCCAAGACGGGCGAGGGGUCCAGGGGUCUGCCAUGUUCUCUUCGACUCCAAGUACGAGAGGGCAAUUGUUGAUUAUGGUAACAACAAAGAGCACACAGUACUUCUGAUGGGUCGAAGGUGA
Molecule: messenger RNA, 1029 nt
Organism: Klebsormidium nitens
Lineage: Eukaryota; Viridiplantae; Streptophyta; Klebsormidiophyceae; Klebsormidiales; Klebsormidiaceae
Source: the annotation of a GenBank genome assembly